Molecule: messenger RNA, 765 nt
Organism: Zygotorulaspora mrakii
Lineage: Eukaryota; Fungi; Ascomycota; Saccharomycetes; Saccharomycetales; Saccharomycetaceae
Gene: THP2
Product: Thp2p
Exons: 1
Coding region: 1-765 (254 amino acids)
Biological process (GO): mRNA export from nucleus; transcription elongation by RNA polymerase II
Cellular component (GO): nucleoplasmic THO complex
Source: RefSeq, a predicted model, not a curated record
AUGGGACGUGAAUCAGAGCAGACAUAUUUUGACACUCUGUGUGAAGAGGAACAAAUAUCUCAAGAAACGCAUGAACAAUUGCAUACAGUGGUCGAAGUACUAAAGGAGCUGGCAAAUGCAACAAAAUCGGAACAGGAACAGAAUGAACUACUGCACUCGCUUUCUAAAGAACAUCGAAAACUCACAGACAUCUGCAUAGAUCUACGUUACGCCAAAUAUCAAGCAAGAGAAGCACAGGUGGCCGCCUCCAAGAGAACCAAAAAAAAUCACAGUAACACAAAGCUGCAAGACACCAAGAGUUUAGCAGAAUAUAUCACCCUGUGUGAAUCUAUUAGUAAAGAUUCGUUAGAGUAUGUGAAUCUCCUCGAGAGGCUAUCCGUAGACCUGGCGAAACAGAUAGAAAUUGCAGAUCCAAAGGUGUCAGAGUUCAUUGUCGACAAUUGGAACCCACCCAAGGGUAUAUACGCGAUCUUGGAGACUCUUGGUGAUCCCACAGUGGAUCCUAAAGAUAUAGCAACACGUAUUAGGGGCUAUUUAGAUCAAAUAAAAAUGGAACGAGCCAAGUACACAAUACAAAACAAAUACUCUCUACAAGAAACAUUGCAUGACCUAACUAAAGAAGUCAAUUCAUGGAGAAAAGAAUGCGAUUCCAUGGAAAAUCUGAUGUUUGGUGAUAGUUCUAAUUCAAUGAAAAAAAUGUUACAAAACGUGGAUUCACUGAAAUUCAGGCUUGAUCGUGAAAAAAAGAAUUGUGCUCAAGACUGA